Messenger RNA from Microbotryum saponariae, 2554 nucleotides. Lineage: Eukaryota; Fungi; Basidiomycota; Microbotryomycetes; Microbotryales; Microbotryaceae. The record is from the annotation of a GenBank genome assembly.
AUGUUUGUGAAGAGCAAAGAGGAUGUCGCACGGGACCGAGACUCGGCGAGUACCGGCUCCUCUUCUUCCGCGCCUGCCACGACACCAACCACUCGGACCACGCACCACGGCGUUCACACUGGCCAUGACGUAACUUCGCACGACGCUCACAAAGGCCGUGUCAUCGUACCUCGCAAGUCCCGAGGAGUCGUCACGAUGGAACAUUUGGCGAGGAGAAUCAACGCAAAGUAUCUAGUGUUCCUCUAUGGGGGUUUCGCGUUGUUGGCUUAUGUGAUGAGUUUGGGUGAGUCGGCCCGCCCAGGCCACCGCCCUGCCUUUAGGGGCGUUUUGAGGCUUAUUCGCGAAGAGGAAGAGUGGAAAUGAGGUCGCUCGGUCGUGUGGUAGCUGUGGUGCAAAAGAUGGCAAGUGUCACUAACCUGUUGAGUUUCAUUGACAAUUGUGAUUGGACAGACCAAUAGUGAGUGUGGAGCAUCGCUUGAUUACCGAACAACGCAAUUUUCGCACUCGAAGGCUGACCUUUCACCUCCUAUCUUGCCGACUUCUCCCCCAUCUCGCAGCACCAACGGAGCCUACCUUACGCAAGCUACUUCAACCUCUUUCGACGCCCACUCGACCUUGGCGACCAUCUCGGCCAUUCAAGCCGUCUUCCAAGCCGUGUCGCAGCCGCCGAUCGCCAAGAUUGCCGAUGUCGCGGGUCGGGUUGAGGCAUAUGUGCGUUGUAGCGAAUAUCGAGCAUCAUAUACCCCGAAUUUGAAUCACUGAUUGUCCUUCUUCAACCGUUUCAGCUCUUGUGUGUGCUCUUAUAUGCUGUCGGUCAGUCGUUUCCGACCUCUUCGAAGCAUGAAGGAAUAUUCUGACACUUUGCGCAUUUCGUCCGAGCAGGGUAUGCCAUUGUCGCAGCGGCCCCGUCAGUCUAUGUCUACGCCGUGGGAAACUCGAUCCACAUUCUCGGAAUCACCGGUAAGUCGAACGCAUCAGAGUUGAACGGACUCAACGCUGAUCGAAGCCCAUGUUGGGCUCUUCGUGCGACCCGGCAGGCCUAUUCCUCUUGCAAGCCAUCAUCAUCGCCGACAUCUCUUCAACUCGCAAUCGCGUCUUUUGGUCCAUCUUUCCUUCCUUACCCGGAGUCAUCAACGUCUGGGUCUCGGGUGAUAUCUCCGGAUCGGUGCUCUCCCACACCUCGUGGAGAUGGGGCAUUGGGAUGUUCUGCAUUUUGAUCCCCGUCAUGGCCUUGCCGAUCAUCUUGACCCUCGGGAUCGGGAUGAGGAAGCAUCGCCAAUCUUCGAUCGACGAGAGUGAAGUCGCUAGGGAGGAGAGUGAGGAGAGGGAACGACGCGGUCUGGCGGAGAAUAGGGGUUGGUGGAACAAAACCGUUGGGGUGUUUUGGAGCUUGGACUUGAUUGGGUUGUUGUUGCUCGUCGCUGGAGCGGGAAUGGUCUUGGUGACGGUUACGAUUGCGAACGGGUUGGGCUCCAACUGGAGUGAUGGUGAGUGAAUUGGCUCAGAUGUACAGGUUCACAGCGUGAUUGAGCUGAUCCGUACCUUUGGCGCUAAACUCUCCACAGCUCACUGCAUCGCGCUUUUGGUCGUCGGCGGUCUUUGCUGCAUUGCCUUUGUCCUUUACGAGCGCUACUUUGCUCGACACCCCGUGAUCCCCUUUUCUCUUCUUUCGAACCGAACCGUCAUCGCUGCUCUCGUCAUCGCCCUCUUCCAUCCCAUGGCUUCGGGAGCGGUCCAGUCAUAUUUCUACACCUUCCUCUACGUCGCCGCCAAUCAAUCCAUCCAAUCCGCGACGCGCAUCUCCUCCAUUUCGUCCUUUUCCGGAACGCUCUGCGCCGUCGUCGUCGGUGUGUUAGUGCGCUAUACCCGUCACCUCAAGUACUUUGUCGUCUUUGGUGCGGCCGUCGAUGUGCUUUCGUACGGUCUCAUGGUCCGCUUGCGUCAAUCGACGAAUUCUCAAGCCGAAUUGGCGAUCGUACAAGUCAUUCGUGGGUUCGGGGAAGGAUGCAUUGGGUUCCCUGUUCAGGCGGCGAUUCAAAUGACGGCGAAGCAUGAACAUGUUGCGGCGAUCACGGCGGGCUAUUUGACCAUUUACUAUCUCUCGGGUGGUGUGGGCGCAGCGAUUGGUGGAGGUCAGUUUUUCGUCUAGGGCCUCUGGGAGAAUCUUUGUUCCUUUGCUCCUCCGUUCUGACUUUUUUUUUUGCCCAACAUACCACUAAAAGGGAUUUGGACCAAUCUCCUGCCCGCUAAACUCCAAGCCUCACUUCCGGCCGACCUCGCUGCCGAAGCGUACGAAGAUCCGAUCAGUUUCAUCGGCACCUACCCCGUCGGUACACCUCAACGUACGGCGCUCGCCAGAGGUCAGGACGAAACGCAACGGAUCAUCGUCAUCGUAGGGUGUUGUUUGGCUGCUGUUGGGUUGGUCGCGUCGUGGUUCUUGGAGAAUAAGAGGUUGGGGGAUGAGAGGGAUUUGGUGGAGGAAGAUCAGAGGGAGGGGGAGGGGAGGCUUGAAGAGAUUUUGAAGAAGGAUGAAAAGGUUGAGAGGAGUGAUUGA